Messenger RNA from Indicator indicator, 431 nucleotides. RefSeq names its product cysteine rich protein 1 (gene CRIP1). Gene Ontology annotation, molecular function: zinc ion binding. The record is from RefSeq and is a predicted model, not a curated record. Lineage: Eukaryota; Metazoa; Chordata; Aves; Piciformes; Indicatoridae. Bases 28 to 261 code for a protein of 77 amino acids. Gene Ontology annotation, biological process: regulation of gene expression; intrinsic apoptotic signaling pathway in response to DNA damage. The transcript has 5 exons.
UGCCCCGAGCCCAGCCAAGCCGACACCAUGCCCAAGUGCCCCCGCUGCCAGAAGGAGGUCUACUUCGCCGAGAAGGUGACUUCUCUGGGGAAGGACUGGCACCGGCCCUGCUUGAGAUGUGAGAAGUGUAACAAGACACUGACAUCUGGAGGCCAUGCAGAGCACGACGGCAAGCCCUACUGCAACCACCCCUGCUACGCCGCCUUGUUCGGGCCCAAAGGGUUUGGCCGGGGAGGAGCUGAGAGCCACACAUUCAAGUAAACCUCAGGUCUGACCACCAGGGUUGCCAGCACCGCCUGAAGCCAGCACAAACGCACCGCGACAGACAAAGCAUUUCAGAUUUAAUUCACUCUAGGCUAGACUAGCACGUUAAAAGCAAUAAGUAACCACGGCUGGGGCUGGAGCGGCGAGAGGCUGGGGCUGGAGCGGUG